Messenger RNA from Scylla paramamosain (green mud crab), 2866 nucleotides. RefSeq lists its product as uncharacterized. NCBI's taxonomy places the organism in Eukaryota, Metazoa, Arthropoda, Malacostraca, Decapoda, Portunidae. The coding region runs from base 118 to 1770 and encodes 550 amino acids. The record is from RefSeq and is a predicted model, not a curated record. The transcript is spliced from 5 exons.
GGUGAAUUAAAGUUUCGAACUGGCAGUCGCUCUUAGUGCAGGUGGCAUAUAUAUGCGUCCGGCUUUGUGCCCCUCACUCUCCUAGUCGCUUACACUGUGUUCAACUUGUGGAAGUCCAUGCUCGAGGCAAUGAUACGCACGGAAACGUUAAAGGCUUGUCGCAUGGGAGGAGCAGCUUGGUGGAAACAACGGAGGAUAGAGGAUUCGGUCAACAAGUCUGUUUCAAAAGCCUUUCGUCUGGUAACAACAGUUUCAUCGUGGAAACAGCAGAAAACAGAAAGUGGUGUUGACAGUGCCUUACUUUACCCUGCACAUUCCAUGUGCUUUGAUCUUUUCCCGCUCAGAACAAUGAGUACUACUGUUUACUCUCCAGACGACAGUCAUGUGAGGUGGCGGUUUCCGGUCGAUGACAGGACGAGGGACAUGUUCAUGAAGAUUCAUCAUGGUGUUUUGAGCCAAAUCAUGAUCGUCACUCUCAAUGCAGCUUCACCAAUCACCCAGGAAUUGAUGGAGGAAGCGCUCAAUAUUCUCUACGACAAAGUUGAAUCAUUGAGGAUCUGUUUCCGACUUCGUCAGAAUACUCUGUGGGUUGCAGAUAUGCCUAACCGCCUGAUGGAUUUUAAGUCCGUCAGCGGGGAUGACCUGUGGAAGCACAUUUUCCACUUGUCCAGCUCUUCAUUUGACAUCCACAACGGGCCUUUGUGGAAGGUUCGGCUGAUGACCUCUCCACCAGAUUCACCUUGUCAUUUCCCUAAAGUAAAAGAAAAGUUUCCAUAUCAGCAUAAGCUCUUGCUGUCCUUGCAUCACGCAGCCAACGAUGGCAGGGCCCUGAUGCUUUUAACAGAGUCAUUAUUCAGAAUUUUAGACCACCUCCUUCAAGGUCUUCAUGUUGAUGGACAACAGAUUGGCAUAUUACGUGAUGGAAUCGAGGCUAGAGAGGAGGAACACAGGAUCAAAACUGCUUUGGAAAAUGAUCCAGUGCGGCUAAAAGCAGCACUACGAGAACUUGAGUUGACCAAUCACGUGCCUCUCCUUGUUGAGGCUUUCGGUGCAGUGAGUGAAACAAGCCCCAGGACAAAUCUUCUUCCACCAAUUCAGUUUGAUGCAGAAGUAAUGAAAAGUAUUGAUCACAAGUGUCGUUCAUUCGGUGUCUCCACUAACGCGUUCAUGACUGCUGUCUUUAACACAGCCUUAGUUGAAGUAGUGCGUGAAGCAGGGCUAAAAAGGAGCAACUACCUGAUAUCAAGUAUUCACCCUGUUGACAGUCGCCGGCUUAUGGGAAAGACUUCAAAACCUGUGCUUGGUUACCAUACACAGCGAAUGGUCCAGAGCACUGUAACUCCUCAUGACGUAAAGGGUCGCUUUUGGGGUUAUUUGAAAGACCUGAACGCUGAACUCAGAGGAAAGUUGAAAAGAAAUUACAUGUGUGAACAAAGGGUUCUGCAUGCCAUGCUCAGAAGUGAAGGCUACAAUCAGGAGAUGCAAUACGCUCAUCCUCUGCCUCUCUCCCAUGACUACAUGCUCUCCAAUAUUCAUUCUCCAUUUGCUUUCCCUGGAGGAACUGGCACGUUAGCUCACAUAACGUCUAUGUCUAUGUACGUUAAGAUUCACAAAGAGAUAUUUCCACUAGGCUUAGGUUUCUUUGAUGUCCGUGGUAAAACAUUUUUGGAGUUAACUCACUCCACAGCAACUAUUAGCAAAAAAGUAGCUCACAGGCUACAUGAUAAAAUUGUUGUUGUUCUUCAUGACAUCUCCAGAGCAAUGACAUAGUCCAGAAAUGAUGCCAAGCAACUUGCUGUGGCUUCCAUUCAGUGUAAGAUAAACUAAAGGAAAUGUUUUUAAAAUAAACCUUAGACAAUAAAUGUUUACAGAUUAAAAUUAGAAUGGUUUGGUAGGGAACAUUUGCAAUCAUUAUGGAAUACACAGUGUUAGAGCGUCAUUCAGAGAUAAGGCAAACUAGGAAUCCUUCUUUUCUUUAUUAUUGGUAAACUCUGGAACUGUUUCUGUAUUCCAUCCUGUCAUUAACUUGGGAGGUUUCAAAAUUUAGAUAAUCCUUCUCUGACUGUACUUGAUAGGAAAUGGAUAGGGAAGAUGGGUGGAAGUUAUAGUAGAUGAUUCAGAUGACAAGGUAAUUAUGACAACUUCAAGAAGGAAAAGUUUCCAAAUUGAUUGCACUAUUGUAUGAUCAUAUUGCAUCAAACAUUAUCUGCUUUCAAUAUAUUAAUACAACAUAUCCAUGUCUGUGGCUACAUUUCUCAAACACCAGCUAUGUAUCAACCCUGCAACCUCAUGUCCUGGAAAACAUGACUACUGCGAUGACUGCUUGGUCCUCUUUACAGUGUGACAUUUUCUGAUAGUGUCUCAGUCUGGUGGAUCUAUGCGAGUGGUAACUCUUCCAUUGUCAUGGGGAAGAUGAGAAGUUCCGCAUCUAACUGAUCUCACUGAUAUUUGGAGAGAGGGCUCUUUCCCCAAGUAAUGAAGCUUUCAUGUUUGUGGAGGAGACUGGUCUUAAUGAAAAUAGUUUCUUUUUUAAAUAUUCUUAUAGUAACGACACAAUAUGAAGCAAAACUUCAACCGGGGAGGUUCAAUCCGGGGAGGGUCAGGAUUGGAUAUAAUGAUGAGGCAAGUGGUCAACGUCAGGUAGUUUUUUUUUUUUUUUUCCUCCUUUGUCUCAUAUCAGAUUCUAAGAGGGGUCGCAUGUUGUUCAUUGUCAAUGACAGUACAACCCAAAUGUAAAUGCCUGAGUCCUAGUACCUGGGUCAGUGAGGUCAGUGUCUUGGGCAUAUAACUUGCAACACCAGAUACCUGGGUCAGUGGUGUCAGUACCACCUCACUUGAAAUUAAUAUAUUCAAAUCCCAUCCACAU